Messenger RNA from Caenorhabditis sp. 36 PRJEB53466, 1302 nucleotides. The record is from the annotation of a GenBank genome assembly. NCBI's taxonomy places the organism in Eukaryota, Metazoa, Nematoda, Chromadorea, Rhabditida, Rhabditidae.
AUGUUCAUUUUGUGAGUUUUAAUCCUGAAUAAUUGAAUUGAAAGGACCCGAAACUUUCAGAUUAACAAAUCACCGUUACCGUCUGGAACCGGGCCGGGAAGUCGACCGAAUGGAGUCGAAUCUCAAGGACCACGUCGUCAAAACGCCACGUGGAUAUGUGUCAAUGGCGACGCUUAACGAGCAGGUUCGAAAAUCGAAAGGGGGCAAAAAUGAAAAGCGUUUGUUUGUGCAGGUCUAUCGAAAGUUUGGAUACGAGAUCGUAAAACCGACACUGCCGGUGCCAACCGUCCGAAUGAUUGAGGAGCCGACGUGUGAUACUGUGAGAUCUUAGGGGAAAAAGACGGAGAAUCAGAGAUUACCCUUCAGAUAUUCGCGGACUGGCUGAGAAUAUCUCAAGAACCGCAGCCGGAUGAGCCUCCCAAGGAGAUUCCCGACGAGCUGCUGGACCAGUUCCUCAUGUACAACUACAGUGCGGUCAAACCGGUAACCCUCUUUUCUUUUUCCCCACAAAAACAGAAACGGUUUAGUGGUAUUUCAACGAAAAGUUCACGGCAGUUCAAACACCGAGAAAAUGGAACAGGGUCGGCGAGAUGAUGAAGGAUCCGAAGAGCUUUCUCGGCUAUGGAAAGGAAGGAGGUGAGCCGAGAGGGACCGGGUGAAAUUGAACGGAAUGUGGAGCAUUUAGGAUCUGUGUACAAUGCGAUGCGGAAACACCGAUUGGAUGGAAAGCGCGGAGUGUUCAUCGGAAGUUUGACGCCGUGGGUUGAGGUGAUUGCCCUCUUCUUCGGUAAGUCAAUCUGUCCUCCACGUCUAAAUAGUUCCAGUUUGUUUUCAGGCGCCGCGGAGACGUUGACCGUGGAGUACAGUCCGAUAGAGAUCCAAAAAGAGUAUCAGAAUCGGAUGUCAGCCAUUCUUCCUGCUGAAUUUGUGGAAAACUGGAAAAAGUACGAAGGCACAUUCGAUUUCGCCGCUUCCUUCUCCUCGAUCGAACAUUCUGGGCUCGGCCGCUUCGGAGAUCCGAUCGAUCCAAUAGGAGAUUUGAGAGAAAUGCUCAAGAUUAAGUGUCUGCUGAAGCCGGGAGGCCUUCUGUUCCUCGGAUUCCCUCUGGGCACGGACAGUCUCCAGUUCAACGCUCACCGCAUUUACGGCUCUGUCCGUCUCGCCAUGAUCUUCUUCGGAUUCGAAUGGAUCGGCACGUUCUCAGGAGAUCAGUACCAGCCGAUUGACCUCAAUUCAACACUUCUCAACAGUCCGCAAGGCUUCGAUCACUUCCAGCACACUAUGGUCCUUCAGAAGCUUUAA